Alosa sapidissima (American shad) is the source of this 2908-nucleotide messenger RNA. RefSeq lists its product as uncharacterized. The record is from RefSeq and is a predicted model, not a curated record. Lineage: Eukaryota; Metazoa; Chordata; Actinopteri; Clupeiformes; Clupeidae. Bases 1130 to 2908 code for a protein of 592 amino acids. Gene Ontology annotation, molecular function: nucleic acid binding; zinc ion binding. The transcript has 2 exons.
CGACCCUGUGGGUCUUGUUUAUUAUUUGUGUUUGUUACUUUUGUUGUGUGUUCUUCUAGGCAGAUUGGCGCAGCUGAGGGGUGGUGUGAAACCCUAUGACGUCAGGGUAGCCCGGCCCUUUAAAAGGGGGGCUGACGUCAUUGAGCUCUCUCGCUGGCUAGCUGUGGGGAUCGUUCGUUGCCACCGUCGCUGCCGCACAUCGCUGCCACUAGGGCCAGCCUCGGGCCUUGCCCGAGCAGCUUGCCGUCAUCUCUCUCACUCCCUGGGGUGAGAGACCAGGAGUGAGCGCCUGGCCGCCGAGGCCUACUUUGUAGGCCGUGUUUUUCUUAAUUUAGACAUUUUUCCAUACUGGUUUUUUUUGUAUUAAUAAAUACACCAUUUUCUUAAGUUUUGUGUCUGCCCGUUUUUUGUUAUAUCCCACAAGCCCUAGACCGGGAUGUAACAAAUGGGGGCUCUAUCCGGUUUUUUUUGUUCCCAAUUUAGCAACUUGGGCCUAAAUUUCCCCCCCUCCAGUUUUUGUAUCGCUUUAGUCGUGCCGUCGUAUUGUUUUGGAUGUGGUAACAGUUUUUUUUAGGAAGCGCGCUUGCGACCAAGAGGCUCUGGUGAGUUAGUGUUUUGAUUAUGUUUUUGAUUUGGUGGUGGUUUUGUGAAGCAAUCCCGGGGGGAGGUUCAUUGCGAACCUCCAAUUGGUAAGCUUCGAAGAUAAUUAGGUUUAUUUUAGUUUAAGGGUAUUAGGGUCCAGAGCUUCGCCCAGUCUGGGUUAUUGGUUAGAGCGAUGCUUUAGCGCAAUUGGGCAGACUAACAUUAUAUUUUUGUUUUUUGCUAAAGUUUGUUUUUUUCGCUUGUGUGCGUCUGGUGGCGACUUCUUAGUCAAGUGCCUUUGUUUAACUACAAAGCGCGUGUGUUUUUUUUCGUGGCAUUAAGUGGCAAAUGUUUGAUCGUGGCUUUUGAGGUUUUUUUUCCUCUGCUCGGUGGCUGUUGGUCCGAGCAUUCGUUUUUGGGUUAGAGGGGGUAGCCUAGAAAUUAGAUAAGCUUUUUUUGUGAACGACGGAAAUUGGUCGUUCUUUGUUAAAUUUGACUACCGCAGACUGAGUUAAUUCGGCUAUAUUUUUCGUCAGUGCUUGUCCCAAUGUCUGCGGUUGAAGAAUUUAUUAAAAGUCCUUCCGAGGAUCUUUUGUCGGGUUGCACUAAGGACCAAUUAGAAAAAAUUGCAGAGCAUUUUUCAAUCACACUUACUUCGGAGGACAAGAAGCGUAAGGAAUUGCUCCUUAAAGCUGUGGGUUUAGGUUUAGUUGUUAAAAAUAUUCUGCCUGCUAGAGAAGGUAUAGUUUCUCCUGUGUUGUCAUCUGCGAGCAAUGCUUCUGAUCGGGAACUGAAAAUUAGAGAGUACUCCUUUGAAGAGCGCAAAUUACAGUUAGAAGCGGCACGCAUACGUGCUGAAAGGGAAAAUCGGGUGGUUAAAGAGAAGGAAUUGGAUAAAGAACUUGAAAUUAAGAAAUUAGAGAUUCAGCACGAGCUUGAUUUAAAAAGGUUAGAGCACGAAGCGGCUGAGAAUGAGCGUCAGCGCGAACACGAACGCGAUGAGCGUAACUUUCUUCUAAAAAAACUUGAGCUGGAAUUGGAGGAUAAGAGACUUACCAUCGCUCAGCCAGUUCCUUCAGUUCCCUCUCGAGAUUUAAGUCGCUCUCCUGUUCACUCCCCUGUUCAUUCUCCUGUUCGUCCUUCUGCUUUAGGCCUAGGCCUAUUGUCGGCUCAUGUGGGAUCGGGUUCUGCUGCUCCGAUGGGCGAGAUUGACACCGCGCCUUUACUCUCGGCUCCUCUGAAUACGUCAGAUGCGUCUGAUGUACAUGCUCCUGCACCAGCUCCUAUAAGACAUCCCGAUUAUGUCCUUCCAUUUGCUCCUGGUUUUCCUUUGCCAUUGCCUCCAGCUCAACCUUUUGAUGUGAGUCGCAACACUCGAAUGAUUCCGCCUUUUAAUGAACGUGAAGUGGAGAAAUAUUUCACGCAUUUUGAAAGGGUUGCUAUUACAUUGAAAUGGCCGGCUGAAGUCUGGACGUUGUUGUUGCAAACGGUCUUGACUGGCAAGGCACAGUCUGUGUAUUCUGCCCUUACAGUGCAACAAAGUUCGAGUUAUGAUACUGUGAAAGCGGCAAUUUUAAAUGCGUAUGAGUUAGUCCCUGAAGCAUAUCGUCAGAGAUUUCGUGGCCUUCGCAAGUCCGACAGGCUUACGUUUGUGGAAUUUGCGCGAGAGAAAGAGAAUGCAUUUGAUAGGUGGUGCACUUCACAACGUGCACACACCAGAGAACAUCUUCGUCAAGUAAUCUUGCUAGAAGAAUUUAAAAGCUGCAUUCCAGACUCCGUAGCGAUGUAUAUAAAUGAUCAAAAGGUAACAACAUUGGCGCAAGCUGCUGUCUGUGCAGACGAAUUUGUUCUCACGCACAAAACCUCUUUCAAUUCCUCCUCUUCUCGGCGUGACACAGCUCAGCCUCCCAGUUCGCAGCAGAGCUGGAGAAAUUCCAAGUCUGACAGUCCACCGCAGAAGAUUGAGUCGCGGGAAUGUUUUUAUUGCCACGAACUUGGUCAUCGUAUUGCAGCAUGUCCUGUUUUGAAAAUGAAGAAUUCGAAACCCCCUCCGAAGCAAAAAUAUUCGAAAGGUUCCGGUUUUGUCCGUCCUUUAGUUAAGUCAAAUUCGAAAAUCGAUCCAGUUUAUGAGCCGUUUGUUUCUGUAGGCAUGGUCUCAUUUACGGGGUGUGAGCAAGAUAAUAUUCCUGUUCAAAUGCUAAGAGAUACAGGCUCCGCUCAGAGUUUCAUACUGGCUUCUACAUUAUCAUUUUCUGAUGAAAGUUAUUGCGGUUAUGACGUACUAGUGCAGGGAAUUGACAUGGGAAUUUUGAAGAGCGUAGUGUAG